AUGGAGGACGUUCGGCUUCAUGCUACGAGCCCGGUGGAGAUAUUCCGUCUCGACUUGGGAUCUUCUACCUCCCAGGAGGCUAUCAUAACUGAUGUGAAGCACUUGGCUUCUUACCACUGGAUCGACGCACCCACACCCACCAUUGCUGUCCCGGGUAGUCCCGCACUGUGGUCACCUCCGGAGGGUUCCCGACCGGUGAAGAAAGAUCAUGGUCUGGUUUACAUUGCUCAGAAUGCCGCCCGCCUUCCAGAUAGCCCUCUGGAACCGAUGUUUCGCUCACUUUACAUUGAGCAACCAUCACUUGACCUGGACUCGAUUGACGUUGUUACCGACCGAAACAACAUUCGAAAGCUCUUCGUAGAGAUGGCCGCUCAAACUGUGAUCUUUUGCCGUGAAGAAACCGCCACCUACGAAGUGAUUAAACCUGAAGACUUCCGCGGCUUUGGUCACGAGUUUGAGAAAGCAUACACUACCUCUCACAUCAAGAACAGCACCAGCCACCAUCGCAUCAUUUCUUACAAACUGGGUGGCCUACACUUUCUCGUUUGCCAUGAGACAGAUGGUUUUAUUGGUGAUAUGACAAAAACUGGUGGCAGUCUCGCAAACAUUAUGGACUCGCUGGCUAUCUCGCCGGAAACAAACCCAACAGAAAAAGCCUCUUCCCUUUCAAAAUUGAGGAUCAAGAGGGACGGACAGACAGUGCCACGUGAGAAAACCUUGGAGAUCAAAACUCGGGCCGUCAACAAACCUCUACAACGGUGA
Molecule: messenger RNA, 762 nt
Organism: Penicillium subrubescens
Lineage: Eukaryota; Fungi; Ascomycota; Eurotiomycetes; Eurotiales; Aspergillaceae
Product: geranylgeranyl pyrophosphate synthetase
Exons: 2
Coding region: 1-762 (253 amino acids)
Source: RefSeq, a predicted model, not a curated record